Messenger RNA from Chiloscyllium plagiosum (whitespotted bambooshark), 1372 nucleotides. NCBI's taxonomy places the organism in Eukaryota, Metazoa, Chordata, Chondrichthyes, Orectolobiformes, Hemiscylliidae. The record is from RefSeq and is a predicted model, not a curated record.
AUGGAGCGGACACGGAGUGAGCUUCUCCCAUUCCUGACAGGCUCGUUCAUUCUUGAUCCCUUAAAAACCAAGUUGCAGAAAGCCAUCGGGCCAGAGAUUACCAAGAAGGACUUGGUGCCAGCCUUCCAGAACCUGCUGAAAGACUGUGAAGCGGAGGUGCGGGCAGCCGCUGCGAACAAGAUCAAAGAUUUCUGUGAGAAUCUGCCUACAGAGGGACAGCAGCAGAUUAUAAUGACACAUAUUCUGCCCACUAUUAAAGACAUGGUAUCGGACGCGAAUGAGCAUGUGAAGUCUGCUCUAGCUGCUGUUAUUAUGGGCUUGUCUCCGAUGCUGGGGAAGGAGAACACCAUCGAACAUCUCCUGCCCCUCUUCCUCGCACAGCUGAAAGAUGAUUGCCCAGAGGUCCGACUGAACAUCAUUUCCAAUCUGGACUGUGUGAACGAGGUGAUUGGCAUCAGGCAGCUGUCACAGUCUCUACUCCCUGCCAUCGUUGAACUGGCAGAAGAUGCCAAAUGGCGGGUGCGAUUGGCCAUCAUUGAGUACAUGCCUCUGUUGGCAGGCCAGCUGGGUGUUGACUUCUUCAAUGAGAAACUGAACUCACUCUGCAUGGCUUGGCUGGUGGAUCAUGUCUACGCCAUUCGUGAAGCAGCCACCAACAAUCUGAAGAAGCUCACCCAGAAGUUCGGCAAGGUCUGGGCUCAGAACACUAUCCUCCCCAAGGUGCUGGCUAUGUCAUCCAAUCCCAACUACCUCCACCGGAUGACCACACUCUUCUGCGUCAAUGCUCUGUACGAAGUCUGCGGGAAGGACAUCACCACCAAGAUAAUGCUGCCCACCGUCCUGCGGAUGGGGAGUGAUGCUGUGGCCAAUGUGCGUUUCAAUGUAGCCAAGACACUACAGAAGAUCGGGUCCACCCUGGAUUACAGCCCGUUACAUAACGAAGUGAAGCCAGUGCUCAAUAAACUGAGCAAGGAUCAAGACAUCGAUGUGAAAUACUUUGCCCAGGAAGCAUUAAUCGUGCUGUGCCUGAAUUAAUGCGGAGUCGAUCCACAGUCAUUGCCGUACCGGAGCAGAGUGGCUUCUCCUCCACACUAACGAACACACCCUGGGCAGGCAGGAAGGAAGGAAAGAAUACUCAAAGAGAUUCAUCUCUUAGCCAGAGGCCUAAAGUGGUCAGUUUAUCAUCUCGCUGCAACUACUGCCUUGUCCACCAUUGUUACCUCUCGUUUCCCUCCCCUUCCCUUGCUCCACUGUCCUGUUUCCUUUUAAACCUGCAGUUUACAAUGUUACAGUUGAAAUGUUGGUCAUUUUCUGUUGCUGUUCCAACUGAAUGAAUUGUUGUAAAAUAAAGAUGGUUCAAGAGUUUACUUCA